This is a messenger RNA of Cylas formicarius (sweet potato weevil), 3456 nucleotides long. Its product is annotated as LIM and SH3 domain protein F42H10.3. Gene Ontology annotation, molecular function: actin filament binding. The transcript is spliced from 5 exons. The record is from RefSeq and is a predicted model, not a curated record. Gene Ontology annotation, cellular component: focal adhesion. Lineage: Eukaryota; Metazoa; Arthropoda; Insecta; Coleoptera; Brentidae. The coding region runs from base 188 to 1099 and encodes 303 amino acids.
UUAAGAAUUAUCAUUUUGGAGUUAGAAAUUUUACUUCAUUUUCUAUAUAAAAUAAAUAAGGCUAAGGGUUGAUUUUAUCCGGUUUUUCAAUAAAUUUUUGUUAAGUAUCGCAGUUCUUUAAUUUCGGUGCGUAAUUCAAGUUGUUCACACAGUGCUCGAGUUAGUGCCAUUUUUAUAUGAUAUCAAAAUGAGCACUAAGCAGUGUGCAAGGUGCGAAAAAGUUGUGUAUCCAACAGAGGAGCUGAAGUGCCUAGAUAAGGUUUGGCACAAACUAUGCUUCAAAUGCAAGGACUGUGGGAUGGCUUUAAAUAUGAGAAAUUAUAAAGGUUUUAAUAAGGAACCUUACUGUGAGGCGCACAUUCCAAAAGCAAAGGCAACAACAAUGGCCGAAACUCCAGAAUUAAAACGAAUAGCUGAAAAUACCAAAUUACAGUCCAAUGUAAUCUACCAUGCUGAUUUUGAGAAAAGCAAGGGAAAAUGUACUCAAGUUGCGGAUGAUCCAGAAACAUUACGUAUAAAGCAAAAUUCCAAAAUUAUCAGUAAUGUGGCUUAUCAUGGUGAACUUCAGAGGAAAGCUGACAUGGAACAACGUCGUCAGCUUAAUGAAAAUGGAAAUGCAGAGCCUUCCAAAAACUCAACAACAGAAAAUACUGUUAAGAACAAUGCUGCAUCAAAUAAUUUACCACCAUAUAAUCCUCCGCCCCCUGUACAACCUGCUUCGGCUGUUAAAAUAGCCGAUUAUGAUCCUCAACACAUGGCGGGCCAGCAAUUUUCGAGUCCUUAUUCAUCUCGGAAUUCACGGACAUUAAUUUUUUCAUAUGCAGAUGUUGGAGGUACUGUGACAGAACCUGCUCCUUAUCAUCAUAUUGGGUCUGUUCACGAUAUGGAUCCUAUGAACCAUAACUACGGAUCAUUGGGCCGAGUAUACAGAGCUAUGUACGAUUAUGAAGCUCAAGAUGAAGAUGAGGUUAGCUUUCAAGAUGGCGACCUAAUCAUAAAUGUAAGCAGCAUCGAUCGGGGUUGGAUGACCGGCGAGGUGCAACGCACCGGUCAAGUUGGGAUGUUACCAGCAAACUAUGUUCAAUUAGCCAAUAUUUAAUUUUUGAAUAAUAAAAGAGUGUAUCGGCAGUAAAAGUUUGGUUAACCCAAAAUGAUAAGCUGUUAUGUUUUGAUAUGUCCGGAAUAAAGUGGGGUAUUUUUAUUCCAUUUUAAUCAAAGUUUGGACAAGACUUUUAUUUGGAGAUUAUACGGUCGCUAACAUUUUUGCUGCACAUAUUCAUUAUAUUGAUGUCGGAUAACCAGUGUAGAUUGUAUUGCCUGGUAACAGCAAUUGGGAUCUCUUCAGAACCUUAUUUAUCAUUGUUGUGAUAAUAGCUAAUUAAUAUAAAAAUUAAAUCCUAUUUCUUUUGUUACCUAGGUUUAAUAUGCCUAAGAAAUUUGUCCUGGAUUAUUGAAUUGCGAAUUAUUGUGAUGAAAUAUAUAACAGCUUAUCGUUACUUUGUGGAAAGUUUGUAGCCAGUACUGUCUCAUUUAAAUUUCCACAUGACAAUAAAAAACAUUGUAAAAAAACAACAGCACCGCAAAUAAUUGAAUUAACUGUCGGAGUUUAUUGUUUUGAAUUUUUUCCUUGUUCUAAGAUCAUGUUACCUAUGAAAAUUAUAUGGCUUAAUUAAUAAGACGACGCCACAACACAGAAACAUUUGAUACUAUCACUUACCUCAAAAAAUAGGUGGAGACGCGGGGACCAUAUUCUUAUGGCAUUCAUAAAUUUUUGCUUUGCAAACUUGUGCUUGCAUAAAGUGCUUUUUUGUAAAAGACCCAUAAAGAAAAACAAAAGUUUGUUAAAAAUUUGGGAAAAGAAAUGUUGUGAAGUCGUGUUUUUAAAUUUGCAAUUUUUUUUUCUUAGAUGAUUAGAAAACGUUUAGUAAAUACUUGCGAAAGCUUUGCAAUCAAUAAAAAGAGACUGUAUUUUACGGUGAAAUGUCAAAAUUAAGACUGGACCAUUGUGCCUUCGAAAGCAAAUAAUGCAUUUUUUGGAACAUUCCAUAGUAAAUUUGAUAUCAAACUUUGCGCAUAAAUAUUUAAUAUAGAUAAUUGCCAAUACUGCAAAUGGCAAAGUAACUAAAGCCUUCAUGUUUUGCACCCUAAGGGAAACAGAGGCUGUUUUAUUGAAUACAACAAAUUGGUGUAUAUGGCCUAAAUGUGAUUUUUUUAUAUGUUGACAUAUUAGAAAAUUUUUUGCCUAAAAAGCUGGUACUUAGGUAACUGUGUACUAUUUUUCUUUCUGUUGAAUAUUAUUGUUUCAUUGCCAUAUUACAUCAUUUAUAAAAAAUAAUGCAAAACGGAGCUGCAUUAUUAAAAUAUUUUCUACCACCUAAUGUUGUAUAGCUAUGGAUCACUAUGAAAUGAUAGUGAUAAAUUUUCCUUAAUGACUUAUGUACCUAUAGCAACCAAGUUGUAACCAAUAAUUGGAUUAUACAGGGUUUCAAAAAAAACAUUGCGCCCGCGCCCGGAUGGAAAUUCGUCGUAUAGAAAAAAGUGAAUAUAAACGUAGGUCCGGAAAUGCUUACUUGCCAAGACACGGGGUAUUAAAUAUGUUUUAAAAAAUGGUUUGUGAGAGAAUCUUUACGUCGUCAUUUUCAUUGUGAGCUAAGUGAAAUGGUUCAAAAAAUAAAUAUGUGUAAAAAUGUUUUGUCAAAAGUUGUAUUUUAUCAUAAGAAAUGACUUUGAAAAAUUUUAACAUAAUCGCUAAAAAAACUUAAGCUAUUGUAAAAAAGGAACUAAGAAUUUCGGGACCUACAUUUGUAUGAUAGUAUUUUCCUUUUUAUUUGGAAGACUUUUCAGCCGUAUAUUUUUUGAAACGCCCUGUAUAAGAGAAUGGAAAACCGUGCCUCUAGUAACUCUGCCUUAUAUGGUGCUAGUAACAUUUUACACGUAGGUCGAAAUAAUAUUUUUAUAGCCGUUUUAUUUUUGGAAGAAGAUUUAUAGUUCUAUUUCUUGACGCGGCUAUUACGAAUUUACGCGUUUUGGCAAUAUUUUGUAUAAUUUAUUUUUUUGUAACAAAAGAUUAUGGCAACAUGUAUUUUGUUUGCAACUUGACUUUUUUGUGUUUAUUGGGUCUAUCAUAAAGUAGUUGUAGCGGAUUUGACUUUAAGUAAGUAUAUAAUGAAAACAGUGUCAUUGCCAAAAUUGCUGUUCUUUAAUAUUUUCUUAUUGUAAUCUUUAUUUGCCCAGCAGCAUGUUUUUUGGAAAAUUCGAUUAAAAUGUGAAAUUACUGGGGUUCUAUACCUAUAUAUCCUUUAAUUAUCGUCAAGACAUGCAUGGUUUCAUGGAUGCACUAUCUAGCUAAUUAUUAUACGCUGAAUUAACUCGCUUUAUGUUGUACAUUUAUAGAAUGUAUUCUUUAUAUUUGUUUUUUUGUAAUAUUGAAUUUUUCACAAUGUUUAUUAAAACAUA